Malaya genurostris is the source of this 598-nucleotide messenger RNA. RefSeq lists its product as uncharacterized. Bases 41 to 598 code for a protein of 185 amino acids. The transcript is spliced from 2 exons. The record is from RefSeq and is a predicted model, not a curated record. NCBI's taxonomy places the organism in Eukaryota, Metazoa, Arthropoda, Insecta, Diptera, Culicidae.
AGGAAACUUUGUUGUUUUUUAUUUUUAAACAGAAGUUAAAAUGCUACUGCUUAGUUGUAUCUUCUUCAGAGUUCUGCUUCUUCUGAUAGUGGAAACUACGGGAACGAGCUUCGAUGUUGAUUACAACGGGUUGGAAAAAAUCGCUGGAACGGAACAUUUCUUCCAAUACAACUACACCGUGGACAAACUGUCCGAGCUAAGCUUCGAAAUUUCCGGAAACAUUCGUCAACUGGUCCCGUUGGACGAUGACUACGAAGUGUCGAUGAUACUGAGCCGGGCUGAUCUGGCAGGCACGGAUCCUCCGUUGUACGAGACCAUGAUGAGCCUCCAGAAGCCGGUCUGUAAGUUCAUGAACACGAUCUACCGGAAGUAUUUCUACGAUGAAUUGAAGGACGUCAGCAACUUCCCGCACUUCGAAACCUGCCCUCUGCUACCGACGGAUUACUGGAUCCGAGGGUACACCUUCGAGGGACAGGAUUAUUCGAUGGUUUUGCGUGAAGGACGCUUCAAACUCGAAUGGAGCCUGAUUAAGGACGACGAAAUUGUAGCCGGUUGUGUCAUCAAAUCAAUGGUUACGAAAAUGGCUACGGCAGAAUAA